Messenger RNA from Aegilops tauschii subsp. strangulata, 2394 nucleotides. Lineage: Eukaryota; Viridiplantae; Streptophyta; Magnoliopsida; Poales; Poaceae. The record is from RefSeq and is a predicted model, not a curated record.
AUGGCGCAUGUCGGGGGCGUCAUCGCCUCGGCCAUCCUGGGUGUCGUGAGCAAACAGAUCAUGUCCGCCAUCAAAGGGCAGAUCAAGCUGCAGUGGAACUUCGCGAGCGACCUACAGAAGAUGAGAUCGUCGCUGCAGACGGUGGAGGCCCUGCUCGAAGACGCUGAGAGGCGGUCCAUCACGGAUCUGGCGGUGCGUCUGUGGCUGGGGCGGCUCAAGGACGCUAUGUAUGAGAUCUCUCACAUGAUCGAUGAUUUCGAAGUCAACAGCGAACCUGAUGCACAAAAGUGGUACCCUCAAACAACUGUUUUGAGGUUGAAAAUGGCCAAUAAGAUGAAGAACAUGAGAGGGCAGUUGAAGGGGAUCACAGAAGACCGCAUUCCUUUCACUUUCAUGCAAGAAACUGCCCCUCGCGUGCAGGAAGUCUGUUACAACCGGGAAACAACAGCGGCUGUGACGGAAGCACGAGUCGUAGGGAGGGAUAAGGAAAAACUGGAAAUCAUGGCUCGUUUGUCUGGGAGCAUCACAAAAGUGAUCACCAUCCUUCCGAUAUAUGGUAUUGGAGGCAUAGGGAAGACAACCAUGGCACAAUUAGUUUUCAAGGAUUCGGAGUUCAAAGAGUACUCUCGGGUGUGGGUCUAUGUGUCCGAGACAUUUGAUUUGAAGAAAAUUGGGAAUUCUAUAAUAUCACAACUAUCCAAUAGCAAUAGUCAGUAUACCGACCUUCAGAUGAUAGAAAAUAACCUUCAAACGCACCUUUCUGUUAAAAGCGUACUAAUCAUCUUAGAUGACCUGUGGGAGAGGGAACCGCAUCAGUUAGAAAGGUUGAAGACUAUGCUAGAGCUGGGUGAAGGGAGCAAAGUAGUGGUGGUAGUAACCACACGAGAUGAAUAUAUUGCACAAAAAAUUCAGACGGUGGGGCCAUAUAAGCUAGCUCCCUUGACAGAUGACAUUUGUUGGACUAUCAUAAAAGAUAAAACUUCCUUUGAAGCUAGAACUGACAGAGCGCUGUUAGAGCUGGUCGGGAUGGACAUUGCAAAGAAGUGUGCAGGCUUGGCUUUAGCAGCCCGAUCUAUUGGGUAUAUGUUGGACUCUAUGGAAUUUGAUGAAUGGGUGUCGGUGAACAACAGUGAGUUGUGGGACGUGCUUGCCUCAGAAGGAUAUUCACCUCAUCAUGUGCAUGCAUCCUUGCUACUAAGCUAUCGCAGUAUGAGUUCAUACUUGAAGCUAUGCUUUGGCUAUUGUGCAAUCUUCCCAAAAGGUCACUUUAUAGCUAAAGAAGAUCUAGUUCACCAAUGGAUUGCUCUUGGACUUGUGGAGCCACUGAGGGCACUCUCUAAUAAAUAUAGCAGUGAUAAAUAUAUUAAUCAGCUUUUAGGCAUGUCCUUCCUUGAACAACCAAAGUUGCCAUGGCUUGGGGACGACGGCAGUAUAUUCUUUAUCAUGCAUGACCUGGUGCAUGAUCUUGCAAGAUCAGUCAUGGCUGAUGAAAUUGACAUAGAUGUUCCUACCUGCCGAUAUGCAUGGCUGACAGAUCAGAGAAAGCUAUUUAAUUCAGCACUUAAUGGUGAUGCAUUUUCACCAGCCAAAUGUCUCCGUGUACUAGAUUUAAGCAGGUACUGCACACAAGAGUUGCCUGAUUCUAUUGGUCAACUGAAACAGCUGAGGUAUCUUGAUGCUUCAUGGAAGCUCAAUUUUUCGGUAUCACCACCAGAAUCUAUAAGGAUACCAAAAGCUCUGGGUGCCCUUACCAAACUCCAAUAUUUGAAUUUAUCACGUCGCAGAGAACUCAUAGGCCUGCCAAAGGUCAUCAGCAAACUCAUGGAGCUCCGGUAUUUAAAUAUAUCAACCUGCACGGGUUAUCAUUCACUGGGCAUCCCUUCAGCAAAUCAAACUUUCAUUGAUUGUAUUGGUGCCCUUCCCAAUCUGGAGCAGUUGGACUUGUCUUUGAACAAUUAUGGUUUUAGUGUACCUGAAAGUUUUAGCAGCCUCAAGAAACUGAACCUCUACGGCUGCAAUCGGAUUGCUAGCAUUCCAGAAGAUGUGGCGAAAGUGGAUAUUCAGAGGCUUUUUGGCUUGUUGGAACCGGUGGGAAACGAAAACAUCGUGUUUAACGUGCGUGAAGGUUAUAGUGAAUCCAGCAGCACUCUUUUCUUUCUUAAUCAUACAAAUCCUAAUGUGUUGCACAUCUUCAAUCUUGAAAAUGUGAAGUCAGUAGAAGAGGCACGCAGUAUAAGGUUGAUGGAGAAACAGAACAUUGAAAGUUUGAGUUUGCUGUGGUGCAGACGUGUGGAUUAUCUGAAACACAUGGAGUUGCUGACAGAGCUAGUGCCACCAAUCAAUGUAAAGCAUUUGAGGAUAAUAGGUUACGUGGAUGCCAUCUUUCCAUACUGA